This is a messenger RNA of Oncorhynchus mykiss (rainbow trout), 3919 nucleotides long. Its product is annotated as regulator of G protein signaling 7-binding protein A. Lineage: Eukaryota; Metazoa; Chordata; Actinopteri; Salmoniformes; Salmonidae. The record is from RefSeq and is a predicted model, not a curated record.
GACUAAUUAUCCUACGAAAAACUGCGCGUGGGAUUUCAGAAACUGGACAACUCCACGUCCAAGCGGUAUUGUAGCACUGUGGACACUGCAAUUUUAUCUAAUACCUUUGACGAAUUUUUGCAAAUAUAAUGAAUUGUUUCAUAGUGUAACCAUUUCCUAUGGUAGUGCUAGACUAGGCAAUGCCUAGGCUAUUUAAUGAGAAUACAUUUAAUGAGAAUUUUACCCGAGUCUAGGCUCUGGUUUGCUGGGUCCUAUUAGUAUUCCUGUCCUAUGGGUGUGCAGUGUUGCCAGCCACGUCAGGCCUGUAGCAACUGCUUGUCUCCUGCCUCACCAAGGCAAGGUUAGAUACAUUCGGCUGAAGACACUCGAAGAAAAAGACCUUGGGAACAAAUUCAGCAUCUUGGCAACCAGGAAUUGCUUUCCUCUCUGUUUCUAGUAGGCCUAGUGAUGAAGCAAGUGUUAUUAUUGCCUGAAGUUACAUAGCUUUCUUUAUUUGGACGUUUCGCAACAUUUUUGCUUUUCCAAAAGGGAAUGUUUGCAUAGCUACAUUGCCGAAGACCCUCCUCAAGCCGUAUUCUCCGUGUUUAAUGGAAACGCAAAAUUAUAAGAAAUGGUUGCAUUUUGCGAAUACCAGUGAUUGCUUUCUACGGACCAUCACAACUGCGGUGCGCGAGGAAGGACGCCUCAGCUUGUUGGACCCCGGGUCGAGUGUGUGUAUAGGCUACGGUUACCGUAUACCAUCAGUUGGACUGCUGGAGUGAAGGUGACUCGCGCCCCCUUUACAGUCGAGGCAAUGCGGAGAGGAGUCGCAGGCGCUCAUCCGGUACUUCUGCGCUCUGACGGCAGCCUGCAAAAAUAUAUUCUUCUUCUUAGACGGUAGAGAGAGAGAGAGAGAGAGAGAGAGAGAGAGAGAGAGAGAGAGAGAGCAGUAACACACCACAGAUAAACUAUAUAUCCUAUCCGUUUUAGGAUAUAUCCUACUGGAGAGGUUUCGACACCACAAACGAUAGAAAGAACUGGAUAUCGGCCAAUAGGUGGUGGUGGAGUUUAGGGGGACGUAGAUUAACAACGUUCUGUAUUAGAGCUGUUUUAUUAGUGGAUGUGUAUGCAUGAGUUCUGCACCGAAUGGGCGCAAGAACCGCCCCAGAUCCGCCGGGAACAUCUUCCAGAUCGGCAAGGCUCCCUACCGAGACCCGGAGAGGAGGGAGAGCACGGAGAGCACCCGCAAAGCCCAGCGCGCCGUGGCGGACUGCAGAAUGAUUGUGCAGGAGUUUAACACGCUUGUGGCGCUGUAUCGUGAGCUGGUCAUCUCCAUUGGCGAGAUCUCUGUCGACUGCCCGUCGUUACGGGCCGAGAUGCACAAGACCCGAACUAAAGGCUGUGAGAUGGCGAGAGCCGCAAACCAGAGCCUGUCAGUCAUUUCAGGGCCUGAGGACGGAGAGAUUCACCCAGAGAUCUGCAGGCUCUUCAUCCAGCUGCAGUGCUUUCUGGAGAUGUACAUCACAGAGAUGCUCAAGUCUGUCUGUCUGCUGGGAUCCCUGCAGCUCCACAGGAAAGGGAAGGAUUGCUGUGGGCCUCCCAGGAUUGACGGUAAGGUGGAUGAGAGCUCAGACAUCCCCAUUCUAGAAGACACCUCCUCCCCCAUGGACUGUCAUCAGCUCUGCUGUCUGGUCACCACAGACAUAGACAAUACUGAGAGGGACAUGAGAGAGAUGAAGAACCUUCUCAGUAAACUCAGGGAGGCGAUGCCUUUACCACUGAAGAACCAAGAUGACAGCAGCUUGCUGAACCUAACUCCCUACCCACUGGUCCGACAGAGGAAGAGACGGUUCUUUGGGCUCUGUUGCCUGGUAACCAGCUAAGGGGCCUGCCCUCCUGGGUUGAAGGCAGGAACGGUAAUGCUUAAGUUGAAGUGUUGUUCAUGGCACAUCCAUAAAAGUGUCCUAUGCACAUCAUAAUUCAAGUGUCAAAAGACAAGUUAUAAAAGCUUUGUCAACUGGAAUGACAUACAGUAUUUGCAUGUCACAACCAAUAUAUUUAUUUGCAUUAUGACAUGGUGUCAUAAGAUAUUGACAGUUAUCAUAACAGUGCCCCAUAAAGGAAAGAGCAUAGAAUUAAAUAUUUUGUCAUGUGUCAUGGGCAACACUGCACGUAAAGUGCUACUGCUGCAACAAAGACACCAUUACCCACAAUCCUUCACCACUUGUGUCUCCCACCACUAUAUUACUGCCAUUUCCAAUAUCCAAUACAGUUCUCUCUUUGUUGAAAAGGCUACCCCAUUUUAUAAUUUUAUUUUGUAAUACAAAGAUAAAUUGUAAUUGCAAUGUAAUGAAACCAAUAGUCAAAACAUAUAUUUUAAAUGUUUUGCAACUGCUUUUCUUUUCGUUUGGUACAGAAGUCCAACCUUUUUGUUUGGUACAGAAGUCCAACCUUUCGUUUGGUACAGAAGUCCAACCUUUUUGUUUGGUACAGAAGUCCAACCUUUUCGUUUGGUACAGAAGUCCAACCUUUUCGUUUGGUACAGAAGUCCAACCUUUUCGUUUGGUACAGAAGUCCAACCUUUUCGUUUGGUACAGAAGUCCAACCUUUUUGUUUGGUACAGAAGUCCAACCUUUUUGUUUGGUACAGAAGUCCAACCUUUUCGUUUGGUACAGAAGUCCAACCUUUUCGUUUGGUACAAAAGUCCAACCUUUCUGUUUGUCAAAGGUUUUCGGGAGAGAGAGACCAUUUGAAACAAUGUCAACAUUUAGUUUCUUCCAUAAAGCUGAAUUGAUGAAUUAAUGAAUUGUGUGUAGGACACAAUUUGAUCCUUAAGUUUGUUUCAAAAACAAUGUUAGCAAGUACGACACUUGCCAUGUGUUGCAAUACUUUCCCAAUAUGACCGGUUGAAGUUAGACACUUGCAGUAAACAGAUAUGCUAUUUUAGGGCUCCAUUCAAUCUGUAUCCCUGAAGCGUUAAAGAUUGCACAAUUUAAAUGUAAAGGUAAUUUCUGAUUGAGUUGACAUACGCAGCGUUUACUGUGAAUGCAGUCUUCGCUAACAUUGCCUUUGAUUUUUCAAUCACGCUUUAAAGCUGAACUUCCGCGAUACGCAUUGAAUAAAGCCCUUAAUUUGAUCACUCUGUUGUCACAGAUAAUUUUCCUGCUCCGCAGGAAAUGAAAACUUGUAGUGUAUUUAAAUUUUUAAAAGUAUUCUAAAGUUUGUAAUUUCCAGUUUAAAAUGUCAGACUUGACUUACCCUAAUGUAAAAUGUAUCUACCCCUACAAAAAAAUGUCCAUUCAUUAUAAUCCACAUAAUAAUUCACAUGACCUGUUGCUGCAGGAUUAUUUUCCCGCUGUGAAAAACUAGUCAAAUUAAGAUAGCAGAUCUGUAUAUGUACACUACUAGAUAAAAGGCAUAGAGCUGUUUUUCCAGAGCAGAGAAAGUCUGUGCACUACGUCUGUUGUCUGUUUCGUUCUCUGUUUUCCAUUUCUAGCUGACCCUGUACUUCCUGUACUGACCUUGAUUUAGUCUUCCAUGAACCAAACACCUGUACCUGACUUUUACUUUCCAUCUUCAAGGAGGAAUAUACUAUACAAUACUAACAAAAAUAUAAACUUCUUUGCACAUACAAUAUCUAUCUAUAAAUGAAGACAUUAGACAUACUCUAUGUAUGUAUAUACACAUACUCUCCAAUCGAUGAGCUCUGGAAAAUCUUCGAAGUUGAGAUAGAUUGGUGAAGUCUUGGUUGGCAUAAGCAGGUGACGUCUCCCUUUGUAAGGCACAGUCUGUGCGGGUAGUGGGGACUCAGCAUGGGUUUUGCUUAUUAGUAAUAGUGAUAUAUGUGUAGGGCAUGGAGAAGGUACAGUACUGUAGUCAAGCUGAAAUAAAAAGCUGUAUGUCAUUUUACAUUGUUAAUAAACUUUUUUAUUUAAACUGA